This is a messenger RNA of Plasmodium adleri (nom. inval.), 2619 nucleotides long. RefSeq names its product surface-associated interspersed protein 1.3 putative. The record is from RefSeq and is a predicted model, not a curated record. Lineage: Eukaryota; Apicomplexa; Aconoidasida; Haemosporida; Plasmodiidae. The coding region runs from base 1 to 2619 and encodes 872 amino acids. The transcript is spliced from 3 exons.
AUGGCUGUUAAAAUACAUUCUCCAGUAUCCAGAAAAAAAAUAAGUUCUACUACAUAUCCUUUAUAUUUUACUCUUUUUUUCGAAAGGUUAAAAAAUUAUGUUUCCGAUAGGAUUAGUAAUGUAAAAAAUUCAGAAAAUUACAAUAAAUUAUGCAGGCAUUUAAACUAUGACAUCGAUGAUGCACAAGAAAUAUUUUCUACAUAUGAUUUCUUAAAUAUUCCUAGAGAUGCUAAAGUAGCAUCAUGGAAUAGAAAUAUUGAAAAUCAUUUAGAAAGGGAAAUGCGUAUAAAGUCAGAAAAUAAAUGUAAAAGAAUAUAUCCUUUUUAUCCAAGAAUUCAAAGACACAGACGAAAAAUGUUGGAAGAUUAUUGUGAAGAAAGGGAUAAAAGAAGAGAUGAAGUUAAUGCUUCAGAUAAUUAUGAACAAAAAUGUUUAGAAUUUAACGAAUGGGUAAUUACGAAUGAGAACGCAAUUAAUAAUUCAUUUAAUAAUAAUAUAACUGAUGAUGAUAGAAUUAAAGGAGCAUAUACUAUUGAUAAUAAUUGUACUUUGAGAAAAGCAUCUAUUUUAUUUCCACGAAUAGAGUGUAAAAAUGAGGAAGAAAAAAAGGAAGACGAACCUGAAGAGGAAACAGACUCUGAUGAUGAAUAUAGUGGAGAAGAGGAUGAAGGCCCAAAAGAACCUGACGACGAAACAGACUCUGAUGAUGAAGACCCCAAAGAACCUGAAACUCCGAAUCCCCCCCCUGAAAAUGAGGGUACUGAGAUACCUGGAUUUUCUAAUUUACCUCCAUAUGUUGGUUUUAACCAUUUACAAACAGAAUCUGGAAGGUUUGUACGUGAUUCUCCUAGGUUAAUAUUUGAUAUGUUCGAUAAUUUUUUUCAGUUACCAAUAUUUGGGAAAUCCAAAAUUACAAGUACUGCAGAAGGUUUUAGCCAUAUUUUUAAUAUACGCAUUCCACCUACAAAUGUUGUAGUACCAACUCCUAAGAUUCCACCUACUGGUAAUCCUCCUAUGCAAGUAACACCAUAUCUUAUAUUUAUUCCUAUAGGUUUGUUAAUCCUUCUAAUUUCCAUAAUCCUGAAUUUAAUGGAUAAAAAAAAAGAAAUGAUAGCAGUGAGAAAAGAAGAAAAAGUUAAAGUGAAAACUGUGGUUCCUUCUGCUGUGUAUAUAAGAAUAAAAGAAUUAGAAAAGUUACGUGAAGAAAUAAAGGAAAAGCAAAAAGAAAAAUUAAAAAAAAAAAUACAGGUUAAAAAAAAAGUUGAAAUUAUAGAGGAUCCUUAUAAAAUUAAAUUAUUAGAAAGAAAGAAAUGGUUAUGGAAAACUAUUAUAGAAAUACAUAUGUUAAUUUUGGAAGAACAAAGAAAAGCAGAAUGGGAAUUUAAUAAAGGAGAUUUUUUAAAUAUAUGUAUUGAUGAAUUUUCAAGGCAGGAAAAAAAAUCAGAUAUAAAUGUAAUAACAAGUGAUUUGUUAUUUGGUGAAGAAAAAGAUGUAGAAACUAUAUAUAUGAUGAAUAAGCAAAGCGAUAUGUGGUAUAGAUGGGUUGAACGGCAUGAACAUAUGUUAGAAAAAUGGAAAGAAGAAGAAUGGUUUUUAAGAUUAAAAGAGAGUUGGAGAGAUGAAGAAGAAGAGUAUAUGAAAAGAGCUUAUAAAGAAUUAUUAAUUAGUUUAAGAGGUGAUAAAUAUCAUAUGUCCCAAAGACAAAAAAUUAUUUGGAGAAUAUGGAUUGCAAAACAUCCAUUUAGAGUUAGAGAAUUUGUUAUAGAUAAAUGGUUUAAUAAAUUAUUUGAAGAGCUUGAAAAGGAAGGUAUCAUAUCGGAUGAAGCCAUAAGAAAUUUUAUAUCUUUACAUGAAGAACAAUAUGAUGAAGAACAAAUCGAAGAAUUCAUAAAAUAUAAAAAGAAAGUGUUGGUGGUUAUAUUAUGGAUAAAAAUAUAUAUGUCAAUAUUGGAGGAAUAUAUAAAGGAAGAAGAUAUAGAGAGUGAAAAGUUAUUUAUAGAUACAUCGUUUGAAGAAUUAAAAAAGAAAAAAGAAAUAGAAGAAGAAGUGAUAGAAGAUUUGAAAAAAGAUAUAUAUGGAAUAGAUAAAAUGAAAGAACUUGAAAAGUAUAAAGGAGAGGAUUGGUUUAAGCAAAUGCAACAAGAUUGGAUUAGAAGAGAAUAUAAAUUUGUUUCGUCAUAUAAUUUGGGAAGUGACGAUGAAGAGGAGUUUUAUGAAUUUGUUAAAAAACCAACAAUGGAAAUACAGAAAGAUUUGUUAAAAGAACAAUGGAGAAAUAUAGAAUUAAAAUGGAUUGAUGAAGAUAAUGAUGAAGAUUGGUUGGAAGAUGAAUUGUUAAAAAAAAGGAAGUAUAUAAAACCUGAAGAUAAAAUGAAACAUAGAAUAAUUAGAGAGGAUGAUAUAUAUAGCGAAGAAUUAAAAAUUUAUGAUGAAAUAGAAAAAAGAGGUAUUUAUUUAUUAAAUAAAAAGGUAUUGAAAUGGAAAAUCAUCAUUGAAAUACAUUUGGAGGUAUUAUACGAUUGUAAAAUGGAACAGUGGGAAAAAAAUAAAGAAGACUUUUUAGAUAUAUGUAUAGAAGAAUUAGUAAAAAAACAAAAUGAAGAUAAAAAAAAAUCGUAG